ACCUGAGCUGAAGUUGGACGCUUAAACGACUGAGCCACCCAGGCGCCCCUUGUCACUCUGGAUUUUAAUUCAAUUCCCUCAUUCUAUAGUUGAGAAAAAUAGACUGCAUAGACAGGAAACAACUUGCCUGGGAAAGCCACUCUGGAGAGUAGAACAUAAUUUCCUGCUUUCUCACCAUACUUUGCACUAUGGCCAAAAUCAACAUUUGUUACCAAAGAGUAACAGAGAAUCUACGAUUCCCCCAGCAUUUCAGAAGUUAGACUUGUUUGGGAAUGGCCACAAUUUCUUGUCUGUUAUGUGUGUCCACGUGAGAAGAAAUCUCACCUAAAUUCAACUCCCUCGCCCCGGUCUGGCCCACUUCAAACCGACCGCAGACGCCGGGGGAAGGCAAGGCGAAGACGCGGUCCACACCAGGAACCUUCUCUCCUAGCUCACGUUUCUACCCGAGGCUGCAGAGACCCGGACCGGAAGUGGCUCUCCGCCGGCGUACAGAACUGCCUAUGUAAACCGCGUUUGCUCUGGCCGGAAGAGAAAGGUGCAGCGCUUAGAAGGCUCCCCUCCUAGUACCGGCUUCCGCGCUGUUGCUGUUGCGGACGUGCGAGUAGAUAUCUGAAAGCUUCCGAGACUCUGGGUUGUGACAUGCCGGGCGGAGGCCACUGCCCCGAUUGCGGCUCCACUGAGCUCGUGGAAGACUCUCACUAUUCGCAGAGCCAGCUGGUGUGCUCAGACUGUGGCUGCGUCGUCACCGAGGGAGUCCUUACUACCACCUUCAGCGACGAGGGCAACCUCCGAGAAGUAACAUAUUCCCGAAGCACAGGGGAAAACGAUCAAGUUAGCCGCAGCCAGCAACGAGGUCUCCGCCGAGUGAGAGACCUCUGUCGAGUCCUGCAGUUGCCAUCAACAUUUGAGGACACGGCAGUUGCCUACUACCAGCAGGCGUACCGGCACUCUGGCAUCCGUGCUGCCAGGCUGCAAAAGAAGGAGGUGCUAGUUGGGUGCUGUGUCUUGAUCACCUGCCGACAGCAUAACUGGCCCCUAACCAUGGGAACCGUCUGCGCCCUGUUGUAUGCGGAUUUGGAUGUGUUUUCUGGCACCUACAUGCAGAUAGUGAAGCUCCUGGGGCUGGAUGUGCCCUCGCUGUGCUUGGCAGACCUGGUGAAGACGUACUGUAGCAGCUUCAGACUGUUCCAAGCCUCCCCGUCUGUGCCAGCCAAAUACGUGGAAGACAAAGAGAAGAUGCUGUCGCGAACAUUGCAGCUGGUGGAGCUGGCGGAUGAGACGUGGCUGGUGACUGGGCGGCAUCCCUUGCCUGUCAUCACUGCUGCUACUUUUCUGGCAUGGCAGUCGCUGCAGCCUUCGCAUCGGCUGACGUGUUCCCUGGCCCGUUUUUGUAAACUGGCGAACGUGGACCUGCCCUACCCCGCUUCCUCCCGCUUGCAGGAGCUGCUCUCCGUGCUGCUGCGGAUGGCCGAGCGGCUGGCCUGGCUGCAGGUUCUGAAGCUCGACAAGCGCUCUGUGGUGAAGCACAUCGGUGACCUUCUCCAGCACCGCCACACGUUGGUCCGCAAGGCCUUUCGCGAUGGAACGGCAGAGAUGGAAGCUGGGGAGAAGGAGCUGCGGGGACGGUGUCAGGGGCCAGAGCAGGGAAAAGAGGAGGUGGCGAGUAGUUCCUUAGAUUUGCCUGAGGGGAAGCGGCCAGCUAGUCCCGCCCCUCUCCUCCCACCUUGCAUGUUGAAGCCCCCAAAGCGGAUCUGCCCCCCACCCCCAGUCUCCACAGUCACCGGAGAUGAGAACAUAUCUGAUAGUGAAAUAGAGCAGUAUUUGCGUACCCCUCAGGAAAUUAAGGACUUUGAAAAAGCUCAAGCUGCAAGACAGGCUGCCAGGAGUGUUUCUAACCCUCCCUGAUGUACGUCCGGGGGAGCACUCACCACAUUCUGACAGCAGCUUAAUAAUAAUCCUGUCCUAUCUGGAGAAAUCAGCAUAUGUAAGUCCUUAGGUGUUUUCUUGUUUAAAGGAACCGAGGGACUCUGCAAUUACCUGGACCCUGGGUCCUGGAAUAGAAGUUGGGAGCAGUGCAGGGACGAUUGGCUUGGAGAGAAUCGGUCCUUUGGUGCUGGAGAAGUGGCCCAUGUUUGAAUUACGUGGGAUGGCUUUCCUCCUAGAUUGGUUGGAGGAGGUUAGGCUUCCUCCUGGUUUGAACCGGGUACAAUGCUGCUGCUACAGGCCUGAUGAUGGGCCCUUGCUGCUGGUGUGGAGCGGGUGGUAUCUUGAACAGUAUCAGCCCCCAGAGGACAGAAACCGGGCAGCUGUGGGCCCAGUGUCCACCUAUAGGCAUCGAUGGGUUCUUGUGUAUGAGGUCAUGAAAUCCUCCACUUCAUAACAAAAGGACCGUGGGUGGACUAAGGUUAUAGCUCAAGGGCUUUGCAAAAUUUUAAUAUAUUAAAACAAGAGGCAUCUGCUAGAAAACAUUCUAUUGUAUAAAACUCAAGCUUUUAAAAACA
Messenger RNA from Lynx canadensis (Canada lynx), 2501 nucleotides. It is a transcript of the gene BRF2, whose product is annotated as BRF2 RNA polymerase III transcription initiation factor subunit. The coding region runs from base 640 to 1905 and encodes 421 amino acids. Gene Ontology annotation, cellular component: transcription preinitiation complex; nucleus. Gene Ontology annotation, molecular function: RNA polymerase II general transcription initiation factor activity; TBP-class protein binding. The record is from RefSeq and is a predicted model, not a curated record. The transcript is spliced from 4 exons. Gene Ontology annotation, biological process: transcription initiation at RNA polymerase II promoter; transcription preinitiation complex assembly. NCBI's taxonomy places the organism in Eukaryota, Metazoa, Chordata, Mammalia, Carnivora, Felidae.